AGACAUUCUCAGUUCCUACUUGGUGACCUUCCUCCACACUUGACUGUGGAUUCUCUGGGCUCUGUAACACCCCCAAAUUAGUUUCCUAAAAGUGGUGGCACAUGCAGCCAUACACACAGGAAGUCGGUGGUAUUGUCACCAGCACGGCAAUAUCCGUUCUUGCUGCCUCUCUGCUCCCCGGCUGUUCUGAACACAAUCCUUGGCCAGAUCCCUUCAGGCCCACCAUGGCCCCUCAAGACCGCCUCCUGUUUCUGCUUUUGCUCCCAGUGGUUGCCAGUCAGACACCUGCAGGUUCCUGUUCUGGAUGUGGGCCCCUGUCCCUGCCUCUCCUGGCAGGUCUGGUGGCAGCAGAUGCGGUUAUGUCUCUGCUAAUCGUGGGGGUAGUGUUUGCAUGCAUGCGCCCACGCAACAGGCAGGGUCAAGAAGAUAACAGAGUUUACAUCAACAUGCCUGGCAGACGCUGACUCCGAUCUUUGACUUCUGACCCCUUGUGUGUGGCCACCUGGGAACACAUCCCUUUUGAACUGAAAUAAAGCUAUCAAGA
Nannospalax galili (Upper Galilee mountains blind mole rat) is the source of this 544-nucleotide messenger RNA. It is a transcript of the gene Hcst, whose product is annotated as hematopoietic cell signal transducer. The record is from RefSeq and is a predicted model, not a curated record. Bases 102 to 464 code for a protein of 120 amino acids. Gene Ontology annotation, molecular function: phosphatidylinositol 3-kinase binding; signaling receptor binding. The transcript has 5 exons. Gene Ontology annotation, cellular component: membrane. NCBI's taxonomy places the organism in Eukaryota, Metazoa, Chordata, Mammalia, Rodentia, Spalacidae. Gene Ontology annotation, biological process: positive regulation of phosphatidylinositol 3-kinase/protein kinase B signal transduction; regulation of immune response.